Penicillium chermesinum is the source of this 1401-nucleotide messenger RNA. RefSeq names its product AAR2 splicing factor family protein. The transcript has a single exon. The coding region runs from base 1 to 1401 and encodes 466 amino acids. Lineage: Eukaryota; Fungi; Ascomycota; Eurotiomycetes; Eurotiales; Aspergillaceae. Gene Ontology annotation, biological process: spliceosomal tri-snRNP complex assembly. The record is from RefSeq and is a predicted model, not a curated record.
AUGGCUUCUCGCGUGCAUCCCUCGCCGACAAUCCUGCUCCCAGACCUCCCUCUCAAGACCCUCGUCGGCAUCGACCUCAUCACCUUCACUUCGACCAGCAACUUCCACGGAAUCAAGGAUCUGCCCAGCGGCUGGCAUUUUCUCUACAGUGGCACAACAGAGAGCCUCUCGUUGCGAUCAGGAGCAUGGUUCUACAUCGGCGAUAUCAGCGCCGCGGGCACAGAACAAAGCGACUCUGCGCUCGUCCGAGCACAACCCCCAAACCCCGGCGCAGAGAUCUACAUAUGGAAAUGGAGUGCCGAGACCGAGUCCCUGGCCACGCUGCGCGGCGACAGUGAUGCUGACCGCCAGGAAGCAAUGCGCUACAAGGCCAAUCUCAGCUCCAUCUGGCAGCGAGGUGGACUGUUCCGGUAUCGAAGCCGGGUGUCUGCGCCGUGGCGGGCUAAUCAGCGCGGCUCAGAGCAAGCUGGUGUGGCCGAGGCUGAAGAAGAUAGCGAGGCGGAAGAGCAGGGCAGGAAGGACUGGCGACAGCUUACGAGUCGGAUAUCCCCUCAGAUGCUGUCCCGUGUUGUCGGAGACCCGAAUUACGAUGUUGAUGGCCAUCCGCGAUGGAUGGUUACCUCUGCUAGCUCGGCGAGCCGCGAUGCGGAUCACAUUCCUGGUCUCGAUACUCCGACCGUUGGUCCGGACGGGGUGCCUGGGGCUAUGGGGCAACAAGAGAGAGAUUUCGGGUUUCUUCCUAUCGAUCUAAAACGAACUUGGAGAGAAGGUGCGAUUGGGCGAGAGCGGACGGACGCUGCUCAAGAUCGAUCCUGGGCUCUGGGAGAUUUGAUCUCGCGAUAUUCGAGUAGAAUACUCGGGGAAACGGCCAUCGAUGAACGAGAGGGCGAGUCCCAGGUACUCGGGGAGAUACAAUUCACAUUCAUCAUGGUUAUGACUAUGAUGAAUUACUCCUGUUUACAACAAUGGAAGAGAUUGGUGGAGCUCGUGCUUACUUCUCGUCAAGCGAUAUUGGACCGGGAGCAUUUCAUCAGUGCUUUUCUUCGCCUUCUGUUACAACAAUUAAAACGAUGUGAUGAUGUCGAGGGCGGAGUGUUCGAAAUCGACGGAGACGAUGGUGGCGCAUUCUUACGCGAACUGCUUGUGAAGUUUCGGCGGUCCGUGGACUUUAUGCUUGAAGAUGGGGCCAGAUCUACCGUCAAGGUGGAGCUUGCCAAAAUCGAGAGAUGGGUCAAGGAAGAAUUUGACUGGGACUUGAAACCAGCAGAUUUUGUCAAAAGAGGCAUGUUACAGCUAGAGGACGGUGAACAGGUUGAGAUGGAUGUUUCGGAUAACGACGAGGAUGAGGAGACUGGUGAGUAUGCGCCGGUCAUCGUGGAGGAAGGUGGUGGUACUCUAUGA